CCGUCCGCGCUGCGGGGCUCCGAGGCAGCGGGGGGCCGUGCCCGAGCCAUGGCUGAGCUCGGAGCCUGGUCGCGCUGCGGCCGCCCCUUCCUCCUCCUCACCUGCCUCUUCGCGCCCUUUCUCGCCCAGCCCAGAGCCGGCUCCGCCGCCCGCGCCCCGUACGCGGGUAUAUCUGAACCUUCUUUUAUUGCUAAAAGUGAAGAUCGAUUAUUUAAAUAUUUAUUUGACGACUAUCAAAGAUGGGUUCGUCCAGUGGAACGCUUGAAUGACACAAUAAAAAUAAAGUUUGGCCUUGCGAUCUCUCAGCUAGUAGAUGUGGAUGAGAAGAAUCAAUUGAUGACGACGAAUGUCUGGUUGAAACAGGAAUGGAUAGACGUAAAAUUAAGGUGGAAUCCUGAAGACUAUGCUGGAAUAACAUCUAUUCGUGUCCCAUCAGAUUCUAUUUGGAUUCCAGAUAUUGUAUUGUAUGACAAUGCAGAUGGACGUUUUGAGGGAACAUCUACAAAAACUGUGGUAAAAUAUGAUGGCACCAUUGCUUGGACUCCACCGGCAAACUACAAAAGUUCUUGUACUAUUGAUGUAACCUUCUUCCCCUUUGACCUCCAAAAUUGCUCUAUGAAAUUCGGUUCUUGGACUUACGAUGGCUCACAGGUUGAUAUAAUUCUUGAAGAUUAUGAUGUUGACAAAAGAGACUUUUUUGAUAAUGGAGAAUGGGAAAUUGUGACUGCAACAGGGAGCAAAGGAAAUAGGACUGAUGGAUGCUGCUGGUAUCCUUUUGUUACGUAUUCAUUUAUAAUUAGACGUUUGCCACUUUUUUACACAUUGUUUCUCAUUAUUCCUUGUAUUGGGCUUUCGUUUCUAACUGUCCUUGUCUUCUAUCUUCCUUCAAAUGAAGGUGAAAAAAUUUCACUUUGCACUUCAGUACUGGUAUCUUUGACUGUUUUUCUUCUAGUUAUUGAAGAGAUUAUUCCAUCGUCUUCUAAAGUUAUCCCACUUAUAGGAGAGUACUUGGUGUUUACUAUGAUAUUUGUGACGUUGUCCAUUGUGAUAACUGUCUUUGCUAUCAAUAUUCAUCAUCGCUCUUCAUCUACACACAACGCUAUGGCACCUUGGGUUCGCAAGAUAUUUCUUCACAAACUUCCCAAGCUGCUCUGCAUGAGAAGUCAUGUAGAUAGAUACUUUGCUCAGAGGGAGGAAACAGGAAAUACGAAUGGAUCAGAAUCAUCUAGGAACACCUUGGAAGCAGCUCUAGAUUCUAUUCGAUAUAUUACAAGGCAUGUUGUGAAGGAGAAUGAAGUUCGUGAGGUUGUUGAAGACUGGAAAUAUAUUGCUCAGGUGCUUGAUCGAAUGUUCUUAUGGGCUUUUCUUCUGGUUUCAAUAAUUGGAUCACUUGUGUUAUUUAUUCCUGUUAUUCAUAAAUGGGCAAGUAUAAUAGUACCUACACAUAUAGGCAGUGCAAAUGCAUAAAAUAUUUUUGGAUCUGCUAAUAUGGUUCUAAAGAGUUUUUCAGUAGCUCUGUUUCCAUGCAUGUUCUUUGUAGGCAUGUUUCUGAUAGAGUAAAAAAAACCUAAUCAAAACCGAGAAAAUUAUGUUUAUAUUAAAGCUUGGUAUCCCUAGGACACAUAGAAGUCAGUUUGCUUAUUGCCAGUCUACUAUUUACUUCUAAAUCAGGUCGGAAUUAAAAGAACCUUCUGAGGCACUUGCAUUUAUGAUAUGUCAGAAAAGCAUACACUGACACCUACUGUGAAAUCGAAGGAUUUAAAUUUUUUUUGUGAUGAUCACUGUAGUCCAAUUAUUGAAUUACUAUGUAAAUUAUUAUAUUGACUAUUAAAUAUUUGCAGGUAUUUACACAGUAGCGUUGCUUAUUUCCAUUUACUAUAGUAUGCAAAGGAGAAUUUUUAUCAGCUCUCUUGAAUGUGUUGUAGAAGUAUAAAGAUUCUACAGAGUAAAUUUAAAAUAAGAAUACCAGUUAAACUUCCCAUGUAUUCAACAUAUAAGUAAAAAUAGCAAUCUGGCUAUGUUUUGCCUUUAUAUCUUUUCAGUGUAAUUUGCUGCUAAAUUUAAAACCUUAUUAAUUCUAUCAUACUAAUAUGAACAUUUAAUACGGUAAGGCUUAAAAUGCCUAAAGGAUACAUGUAUAUCAAUAUCUCUGUAUCAGCUAUGGAAAGGAAAGACGGUUAAAUGAGUUCGCAAGUUGCACAAGUAUUCUAAUGGACUGGAACAUUCAUCUUUCUUUAUUCUUGACGAAGAAUUUGAUACAGUAUGUUAGUUGCAAACGUGUUAAUCGUUUACUGCCUUUUUUUGUUUCUUGGAAUUAAGUUCUUAAGCACAGGUAGAAGGAAUUUGCAGAAUGCCUUUUGAAGGGAAUGGGUUGAAAAUUAUUAUGGUGUAUAACCAAAUGCAGAUGAUUAAGUUUUCACACAUUUGUUAAACUGAACUUAGAAAGCUACCUUUAAUAGGUUCUCUGACUUAUAGAACCAUAUGUAACUGUAAGCAGCGAGGAUGUACAGCUUUCCAUACUUUCUGUUUUCUGAGCGUUAAAAACUAACUUGCAACAUUUUAAUUAUUUCAUUAAAACCUGUUCUUUAAGUACUGGUUUUAAAUUCUUUAAAUUCGUUCCAAUGCCACCUUUCUUAAAAGCUUUAUUUCUGGUAGGGACUGUUAAAAUAGGUGGGGGUUUUCCUACACCAAAGUUUUGUCAGUGUCUUUCAUAAUAUGUCUGCAUCCUGCGGGGCUAAUACAGUAAUGCCAAGAUAAAGCAAGUCUUGGUAAGUUUUUAUUUGCUUAAAUUACUGAAUAAAUAGUAACAUGUUUAGAUGAGAAUUUUAAUGUAAAUUGUAGUAUCUUUGAUAAUGUAAGUUUUUAUAGUGGUUAUGAAUUUGGAAAACGGACAUGUGUUCCCCCCGCUCCUUCUGUCUCCCUUAGAAUAGCACUGUUUGGCAUUGUACUGAUUAUAAUACUGAUUGCUUAUGUCAUAACUUAUAUGUAAGUGAAUAUUUAUUUGAAAUUGUUUUAAUCUGUAGGGCAUUCUUGGUUUUAUGUAGCUUUUUAAGGUUCACAGGCAAGGAAAUGAUGCCAGGCAAGCCUUUUUUUUUUAAUACCAAUUUAUAAAUAAUUCUGAUUGUGAAGGGACUCACUCUUUCUCUUCAGUUAUGCAAUUAUAUCUGGCAUUGGAUAUCCAUAUUUCCUCUAUUCCCAUCAUAAUUAAUUUUAAAGGUGAUUUUGCAAAUAUUAUCUGGUUUAAUUGAUUAAUAUAAUAAUUUUAACUUCAUCAGUAUUACUAAGAUUAAACAAUGCUUCAGUGACUUUAUUUAUGUGGCAACUGUAGCAAUACUUUAGAUAUCUAAUUUCCUCUUCAAAUGCAAAAUUUCUUUUUAUAGUCCUCCUUGGUUUUGAGUUACUGAAGUUUACUCUUACCUGAACAGAAAGCAAAGUAAGUAAAACUAUAGAUUAGCUACAUAUAUUGUUUUUUUUUAACUCCCCACCUUAGCUCUUUCCCCAAGUUAAAUGAUGCCUGUCUACUGCCCAUCGUAAGGUGACUGGCAUUAUAUUGACCAAUGGAGUCCCAGUCCUUAUCCUAGUAACUCACGGGUUUUGCAAAUGCACAAAUUUCUUUUAGUCAUUUCUACAGUCUGAUCAUGAUAAAUACAGAUAAGAUAGCAGACACUAGAAUCCUUGGGGUCUUCAGCUUAUCAUCAGCUGUGUCUGAAACAAAAUAAUUUUAAUAGAUGCAGAAGCACAGACCUUUCUUAUGUAACUUGUUUCUGAAUGUGUUGAACUGUAGCUAAUGCUACCUUAUAUAGGUUCUUGUCACUUGGUCAAAAUAAAUGGAAAAAAGUGUGCAAUUUUCAACAGCUUGAUUCUCUUUAUUUUCAUAAAU
Molecule: messenger RNA, 3880 nt
Organism: Chroicocephalus ridibundus (black-headed gull)
Lineage: Eukaryota; Metazoa; Chordata; Aves; Charadriiformes; Laridae
Gene: CHRNA5
Product: cholinergic receptor nicotinic alpha 5 subunit
Exons: 6
Coding region: 49-1467 (472 amino acids)
Biological process (GO): response to nicotine; regulation of membrane potential; signal transduction
Cellular component (GO): plasma membrane; neuron projection; postsynaptic membrane
Molecular function (GO): acetylcholine receptor activity; acetylcholine-gated monoatomic cation-selective channel activity
Source: RefSeq, a predicted model, not a curated record